AUGUUAUUUUCACUUCCCUUGCAGGGUCAAAUUAAAACUUCUAUUGAAAGACAUGGAUUUACAGCAUUUAUUCAUUUGAUUUUUGGGCCUCCAAAACUACACAAGGAACUACUACCACGGAGAGAUAUAGUCUUUUGUAUUGCAGCCAGUUAGUAUUUUGUAAAAUUACCAGAUUACUUAUUUUUAUCUAACAACCCACCCCUACAACAUCAUAUUCAUUUUUGCCAGCCCCCAUGCCUCCCCUUUACCCCUGCUCUCUCUCCUAACAUCAAGACUCUUUCCCAAGCUUUUGUUUAUUUAUGUUUUGUGUGAUUAUUUGAAUAUGGUCAAUUUAUAAAUCAAUUUAUUAUCAAAACUCUCAAAAUUGUUGUUACCCGGUACCAGGUAUUAUUGUUUUUACAACAUGGCUGAUAGGAUUGUGCAUGUUCAGUGUUAUUUUAGGAAAAGAAUACAUGAGGACACAAUUCACUGACAAUGUGAUUAAUUCAUCUAGACUACAACCAAGAAGAUUUUUUUCAAAUAAAAGUUGCUUAAUAUUUAUACUUUAAGGUGCCAAGAAUGAUAGUCACCGUAUAUAAAUAAAGUUCUUUUACAAAUGCUAAUCAAUAUUUAUGUUUUGAAAUCUUGACUUAUAUAACUUAUUUUUCCCUUUGUAUUUUCCUCACCCCAAUUGUUUCAGAAACCAGUGGGGUGCUCAUCCUCCCUGGCUUAUCCCCAUUUUACUCUACCAUCAACACACUCACCACACCCACUUACCACCCAAUACCUUUUACCAUGCACCUUACACAGGCUCUUAUUAAUAACAAUUUAUGAAUGUGCAUCAUUUAAAAAAAAUUUCCACCCAAUAAAAGUAUCAAAAAAUACCUUCAGCAUCAAAGAUAAAUAAACUUUUUACAAAUAUUAUUUUAUUAUUGUUUCAGCUUCAUUUCAAAAUGAAAAUCCUAUUCACCAUCAAGUUUUGCAAGCAAUCUACCGUUGUUUAACAGGGUCAAAAUUUGAAUGUCAACGCUAUGGUAGCCACUGGGAAGAAAUUGGCUUUCAAGGUGAUCAUUUAUUGAUAUUCAAUGCUCACUUUUAUUAAUUUAUAUAGCUUAGUUUUAAAUAAAUUUGUACAUGUAUUAUGUUUAAACUGUAUAUAAAUAGAGGAUUUACCCUAGGAGUGUAACUGAUAACAAAAAUUUUCUUUUCAACUUAUUAUUUAAAACAGGGCUCAGCAACUUUUUUUCUCUUGCGCACAUCUAAACCCUUCUCAGAAAUCUGCGGCACACCCUAAGUAAAAAUCAUGCCAUAUAAUUGCUGUUAUUUAUUUGGUUAAUUAUUUUAUAAAUCAAAUCAAAUUUGCUAUCAUUCUUUUAGGCACUAUCCCUUUUCAUUUUAAUGACAACAGAUUAAAAAAAUUGUUUAUAUAAAAGAAGUUUUUGAUUGUAGAAGAAUCGCAUUGUGUAGUUGGAAAGUCCAGGCUGCUUUACAGUUUUGUCAUUCCUCAAUUCCAAAAAAAAAAUAUUUAAAUAAAGCUUCCCUGAGACGUUUUGGUGAUGAUAUACUAAAGUGCUCUGGUGUUUCAUUGCUUGCUCCUCAUUAACUGUAAAAACUAUUGGUCAAUUUUUACAUUUUUCUUAUUUAGAUUUUGAUCAAAGUCUGAUUACCCUUUUGAGUCUUUGUGUUAGUGGUCAAGUUGAUUUUUUGAUUCAUGACUUAUGAUUAUUGCUAUAACUUUUUUUUACUAAUGGUGAAUUUUCUGUCUGAGCUAGUUUAAUUUAUUGGAGAAUGUUAGUAAAUUCUUAUUCGGUCCUGCAUUUUGUUAAAUUUCAUAUCUAUUUUCAAACACGUUGAACCAAAGUCAUGUGUCCAAGAUUUGCUGCCUGUGUAUUAUCUUCAAGGAGCUGGUGUUGGUCAAACAUGUUUUAACUGAAAUAAUAUUGACUGAUUUCAUGGCAGAGCGAAAAAUAAUUGUACAAGAUUUUUGUUUAAUAAACAUUUUUCCAAUAUAUUUUUUUUCAAACAAUUAAGUAACUUGGUAACUAGUUACCAAAGCAAGACAUAUUGCUUUAUUGCAUCUGUAUAAGAUUUUGACUUGAAAUGCACAUAUUAUAUGAUACAUACCUGCAAAUGUUUGACAGCUGGGUAAUUAGCUAAACAAUGUCUCUUUUUCAUGAACAUUAUUUAUUCUAUUGAUGUGCAAACCAUAUACUCUGUGCUAUUUAGCUUAUGCCAUGGUGCACCUAGCAUCAUCUUGCAGUGCACCAAUGUGCUGCUUUAUUUCAGAAUGAGAAACAAAAUGGUGUAGAGAUGAUAAAAAUGGCAUAAAAUGAACACCUAAAAUUAUGAUGUAUAAGAAUAAUAAAAAAUUUAUGAUAUAAUUUAACUUAAAUAUUUUUAUAACAUCAUUUCACAUUACUGUACACGUAGCAUCCUCAACUUACGACCAAAUCGUGUUAUUGUCUUUCUUCAGGUUUUUCCCUACCCUGUAUAUAUUUUUUGCUAUUUAUAAUCAGCAGAGUUUAAGCAAUAAGAUACAUAAAUAAUAAAAUUUUCAUAAAACUGUUUGUAUUAAACAUUGAUCCUUAUAAAAUAUAAAGUGAUAAUUGAGUCUUUUUAUUUUUAAUUUUGUAUGAAUUAAUGGUUAUGAUUUUCUCAGGGUGUGAUCCUGCUACUGAUCUUAGAGGAGCUGGAAUGCUUGCUCUAUUGCAUAUUCUGUACUUUUUGAGGGAUCCUAAAACUAAAGAACUUGCUAGAGAAAUAUACAAGCUUUCCUUACAUCCUACUCAGGUAGAUAAUGUCAACCAUAAACAAAUAAAUACUGAUACAAAAAAAAAAAUGGUCAACUCAUGUGAAACGUGCCAAAGCGUCCUUGUUUUAUAGCCAUUUUAAUUGUUUCUAUAGUAUAGUAGUUACUAUCUUAGUGUCUCAUUUUUUUAAAUAUUUUUUUUAUUUUAUUUUACUUAGUUUACAUGUUUUUAAUAAUUGUAAAGCGCUUAGAGCUUUAAGGUAAGCGCUAUAUAAAAAUGCCUAAAUAAAUAAAUAAACCAGGGACAUCAUUUGAGUAGGGUAGGGUGGGACAUUGCCCCCCCCCCCCCCCCCAAUUUGCAGGUUUUAUUUUAAUUUCAAUGUACUGUGGCACCUCCAGUGAUAAAAAAACUUAACAAGCCAACAAAGUUUUGGUUUUUCUCCCCCCCCGCCCCCCAUCUGAAAAAACUGAAAUGAUGCCCUUGUCGGAAGCCAUAGGCAAAAGACAAAUGUGCUUUAAAAAAGCAUUAAAAAAAAAUAUGACAAGUCAUUCUCUUGUAUAUUUGAUAUUUCUGCAGAAUUUUCCUUUCUGUGUGAUGGGUAUCAAUUUGUCAAGAAUAUGUUUGCAAGUAUUACGAGAGGAAGUCUUUAAUAAGUAAGUUUCCAAAAUACAACUUAUCAAUAACUUUUCUUAUGGUCCAAGUAUUGUGUGAAUUAUUUUUCUUUCAUUUUCCAUUCUUAGGGAGUGCAACAAACAUAAAGAUGUGAUGGGGACAAUUAAUGAAGUAUAUGCAUCACUUUUUCUUUACCUCUACAACUUGUGGAAAAGAGGAAAAACGAUUGCAGAUUCUGGUUUUGUCCUACAAGGUUAG
Molecule: messenger RNA, 3599 nt
Organism: Lymnaea stagnalis (great pond snail)
Lineage: Eukaryota; Metazoa; Mollusca; Gastropoda; Lymnaeidae
Source: the annotation of a GenBank genome assembly